CUUUUACACCGAGGUUGAUUAAUCACGUGACUAGCCGAGUGAAAAUGGCGGAGAAUUAUGAGAAGGAAAGUGUGAUCGGAUCUGGAACUUUUGGCCGUGCAUGGCUUGUGGUUUCGAAAAUUAACAAAAGAAAAUACGUACUGAAAGAAAUCCUGGUCCGAGGCCUGUCUAAGAAGCAAAGAGAGCAAAGUUUGACGGAGGUGGCUGUCCUUUCCCGGUGCAAGCAUUGGAACAUCAUUCGUUACAAAGAUGCCUUUGUCACAAGCAACAUGAUGUUGAACCUUGUCAUGGAGUUCGCAGAUGGAGGUGAUCUUAGUCAGAAGAUUCAGCAGCAAAAUGGCCAGCACUUUUCAACAGAGGUGAUCCUUGAUUGGUUUGUCCAGAUUUGCUUUGCUUUGAAAUACAUCCAUGGGCAGAAAUUUCUUCACAGAGAUCUGAAAACCCAGAAUGUCUUCCUGACCUCAGAGAAUGUGAUAAAAGUAGGAGACUUUGGAAUUGCAAAGAUGCUUGAAGGCAGCCAGGACCAUGCUGACACUGCCAUAGGAACUCCAUACUAUCUCAGUCCUGAGAUUUGUCAGCAGAAGCCUUACAAUUAUAAGACUGACAUGUGGUCCCUUGGCUGUAUUUUGUAUGAGCUGAUAUGUCUGACCCAUGCCUUUGAUGGAUCUAAUUUCACAUCACUUGUGGUGAAAAUAAUGCAAGGAAAAUACAAGCCCAUUCCAAGAAAGUUUGGCCCACUGUUGGAUGACCUUGUUGCUGUGUUACUUCGCCUUGAGCCAGAGAGCCGCCCUUCCGCACAACAGAUUCUGUAUAUUCCUGCCAUCAAGUCCUAUGUGGAGAACUGUGUGUUGAGACAGAGGGAAGUGUAUGAGAAAAAACUCAGUGGUAGCAUUACAGAUACCCCACAGCCACAACCUGGGCAGAGGGAAACAAGCUUGCACACUACUGAUGCCUCUAAUACUCCGGAAAUCCCUCAGAGAGUGACAAAGAAAUUUUCAUCUUUCCUACCGGAAUCACCCAAAAGGGCUUCCCUUGGUACUCCAGACGUAUCAAGACGUGUGAAAAAGAAGGCCCCAUCUUGCACCCCAGAGUCUGCAAAAGAGAAGACUGCUUUUAAGACUCCAGAUAUACCAAGUUGGGUUAAGGACUCUUCGAAAGAAGCAAGACGCCCAUCAGCCAAAAAGGGUCAGUUGUCCAGUGAUUCAUCCCAUGUCCCAAUACAAAACCUCAAUGAACGAACACCACCAAAAAUGCACAGAGAUGACACACAUGCGCAGGAAAUUGCUGGCCGAACAAGAACUUUUUCAUUCCGCACACCCAGGCAACAUAGACCAGUGGUAUCCUGCAAGCGUACAAUGAGUAUUGAUAGGGCAACAGUAAGAAAAAGGAACAAGCUCUCUAUGCCUCCAGAUUCCCAAACAACUUUGGUCCAGACUAUUUUAAAGCAAAAAGAGAAAGAACACCAACUAUUUGGAGACUCCAUUGCAGUGUUAGAGAAUGAUCCGCCAGUAUUCAAAUUAAGUCACAAAUCAAGACAACUACAAGACAUUACAAACUUAUCCCAAGAGAGAAUGAGAAGGCUUUCAAGUUUAACAUACAGUGUCAAGAAGCUGCUGUGUACAAAUAGAAACAAAGAACAGACUCAAGUUCAGAAAAAUAAGCAUCCCGAAUUGUCACAAUUACCAGUUGAUGAUGAUGAUGUGUUUACAGGAAAUGAUGUUUUAAAUGAAAAAGGGAAAUCAAAAGUGUCAAAAUUCAGUGAUGCCAGCAAGGGUGACGAUGUUCAAGCUAAAGUGAAUCAAUUGUUGCUCACUAGUUACAAGUUGAACUUACAUUCAACUUAUGCAACUAUGGAGAUGAUAAGUUCUUUUUUAGAACGACAACUUGGUCUUGAGCAGUUUGGGAAAACCUACUCUGAUAUCAGAAACUGGUUACAUGGCUGUCAUUUUGAUGACAUAUCUUGUAUUAGGCAAAUGGUAUAUACACCACUGAUUCUACGGCUUAUAGAACUAGAAGAAAAGUGAUGGAAGUGCUUUGGUUUUUCAAAGAUAUAACAUAAGCCACAUCAGCUGCCAAGAAUGAUUUUCAGGUGGAUUUGGAUUGUCAAUAUAUGACGCCACUACCAGUAAUUUAACUGAAUUAUUGAUAUUUAAAUAUGCCUUGUUAAUUCAAACUGGUUUCCAAAGUCUUUGUUUGACACAAGCUGGUCUUAUUUUUCACCUGCAUAAAAUUCAUAUUUUAUAAAGCUACUAAGUAAUUUGUAUAAUUUUGAUGAAAUAUGCAGCAAGCUUUCAGAAGAGACUGUUGAUUUUACAUAUUUUAGUUAUCAUACAAAAAGCAUGCGACUAUUUAUAUUUUACAAUG
Lingula anatina is the source of this 2364-nucleotide messenger RNA. RefSeq lists its product as uncharacterized. Gene Ontology annotation, biological process: protein phosphorylation. Gene Ontology annotation, molecular function: ATP binding; protein kinase activity. The record is from RefSeq and is a predicted model, not a curated record. Lineage: Eukaryota; Metazoa; Brachiopoda; Lingulata; Lingulida; Lingulidae.